AUGGCCACUUUCAAUCAGGGCAAGGCAUCUGCCGUCUCUCGUUUAAUGCCCAGUUCUGGCCAAUCUCGGUUCAUUCGACUGAAGGAUGCGGCUAAGGAAUUGCGUCGAGUGAACAUCACCUCCAAGAAACGGACGGUGCCCAAUGCACUCGCCUCAAUUCAAUUCAGGACGAUUGGUAUACUUAUUCCUCAGGACUACACAGGAGGCAAUAUCUCGACUGCCAUCACCGCAUCAACCAUCACCACUGCCUCCACAGCCACCUCUGCGACCAUCGCGACCAACGCCGUCACUACCACCACUGUUAACACUGCUACCUCUAUCAGCAAUGCCGUCUUCUCAAGCUUACCUCCGACCGUCUCGCAGCCUUGGCUGCAUGCUUUCCCUACGAACGUCAGCCAGCCCUCGCUUCACGUCGCAUUGCCGCCUCCUGGAUCUCACUUCGAAACUACAUCGCAGUUAGCCUACUGCAACAAUUUACUCCUCAUUCAUCUGUCGCCCUCAUUGGCAGCUGCGAGUACAUUUGCCUCUCUGUGUCCGUCUCAGCAAGCAUCUAUAGACACCAUCCUUAACAGCGAGGAAGAACAAGGUCGCAUCCGUGAGUUGACGAUUAUGCUCAUUGAGGAGUUCGCUUCAGAUGUUCUCAAGACGUCGGAGAAGGUCUUUGAAGUCGCCUUGCUUGGUCCUUAUCUUGACAAGGAGUAUUACCGCAAGUUGCUGAACUGCUUCAUCGCUGAGUUCGAGACGGCGAGGCUGUUGGACAUCGAUCUACUUCAGGGAUUGGUUUGGCUUGUUGAGUGUGCAAGAACCGACUACCUUCUGCCCGACGACCUGGUCCGUAUUCUCGUUGUUCUUCGGACUCGACUUCAGGAGACCCACCACCAGACAGCCAAGCAUCCUUUCUACCUAACGUUGGCGCUUUCUCGCCUCCUGGACAUCAUGGUCGAGGGAAAAGUGCAGGACCUGAGACGUGUCAUUGACCAUGAGCCAUUGACUUCGCUCUUGGGUCAGCUGGUAAACAGCCCUGAUCCGCAUCUCAAGCACCAGGUAGUCUAUGCUCUUCAAGGUCUGCUUCAUGUGCCAAAUGACGAGACACGUCGCCAGUACAUGUUGCGACAAGCGGGAAACACUGCCAUGGGUCUUCUCGGUGUCGCUAGUGUGUGUAAACUGGACCUAGGCGAGUUCAGAGACGGAGUUGAAUAUCUAUACAAGGCUGCGGGGGAGGCUCAUGAAGUCGGCACCAAAAUAAUCGGCGGAGUUCAAGCACUACUGGAGAGUGGCCAGGACAUUGCUGCGAGUGUCAAGGGAGGCAUUUUGUCUGGCGGUCGACGACUAUGGUAUAUUGCUCUGCGCGAGGCUCAGGGACAUGUUCGGAACGGUUGGCUGGCGGAUCUCAACCAUUUGGUCUUCGAGGCGCCCUGUCGUCAAGAUGUCGAGUUUCAGUGGGGCAUUUGUCAGCUCCUUGGAGAGAUCGUCGUUGAUCUACAAUGGGAUAUCGCCACCCGCCAACAUGCCAUCGACUUUCUUGCCGGGUUGUACAGAAACGAGACUGCUUGGACUUCCAACGCCGAAGUGCUCAGACGGAUCCUGACCAUCAUUCGCCAAGCCGCAACCUUGCCGGACAUAAUCGUCUCGGACCACGCUCAAUUGAUGCUCCAAAGUCUAGAGAAGGAAGGAAUUGCUGUAAAGCAGGCUCUGUAUUGUGAUGUCUUGGCCGGUCCUCCCCACCCUUACUCAUUGCAGACUCGAUGUCCAGUGCCAUCGUCUUCCCCUUUACUUGCUCGGGUUCAAGCUGUUCCUGAAGUGGAGUAUGACCUUUACAGAUUGCGAGCCCAGCGACUGAAAAAGCGCGAGAACGUGAUAUACACUCCACCUCAGGCCAAGCCCUCCCUCCAGUCUUCUGACGAUACAUUGUUUCCGCUGAUGGAGAAGGCGCUCGAGUUCUUGGCAGGUUCUGGUCUUGUGCUUCUGCUGCUGGGCGAUUCAGGAGGAGGCAAGACGCUUUUCAAUCUUCAGCUCGAGCGCACACUUUGGAAGGGGUAUAAGCGAGGCGGCGCGAUCCCACUACACAUCAACCUUCCUACCAUCAACAACCCACAGGAGGAUAUGAUCGACAAACAACUGCGACGACUUCGCUUCUUUUCCGACGCGCAGAUUCAGGAACUCAGGCAGAGCCGGCAGUUUAUUGUCAUCUGCGACGGAUACGAUGAGAGUCAGCUCAAGAAGAACCUCUACACCACCAACCUACUCAACCAACCGGGACAGUGGAGGGCCAAGAUUAUCGUUAGCUGUCGUAGCCAGUACCUGGGUCUGGACUAUCGUACACGAUUUCUGCCGACUAUCGACCCUUACCAGAAACCAGUGGCUGAGCAUUUCCAGGAAGCAGUGAUCGUGUCGUUUUCGAGAAACCAGAUCGAGCAGUAUGUCGAACAGUUCGUCCAACAGCCACCUCCACAUACCACCGAUGCUGCUCAGCCUUGCUGGACCACCAAGGAUUACAUGAACAAGCUCACCAAGAUCCCUGGUCUGAUCGAGCUAGUUUCUAACCCCUUCCUAUUGUCACUUGCCCUGCGAGCUCUGCCCAAGAUCGUCCACUCUGAACAGGACUUGUCCCAGGUCCGCUACACCCGCGUUAGAUUGUACGACAGUUUCACGAAUCAAUGGCUAGAGACGAACAUGCGACGUCUGGAGGGCAGUGUAUUGUCAUCGGAGGCGCAAUCGACAUUCGACAGCCUACUCGAAGCUGGUUUUAUUCAGUACGGGCUCAGCUAUCAAAAGGAUCUUGCCGCGGCCAUCUUUCGGCACCAGGAUGGAGCUCCAGUGGUGGAGUACACACAUCUUCACGACAGUCAAACUUGGAAGGCGGCAUUCUUUGCGCCGGGUACCCUGGCCACUCUUCUGCGAGAAGCAGGCCCGAUAUCUCGAUCCGGCAACCAGUACCGGUUUUUUCAUCGCUCGAUCCUGGAGUACCUUUAUUCACGUACCAUUUCCGAUCCUUUCGACCUCAACCAGGUGCCAAAGCAUGGAGCUGCCGUAGCAGAGUCCAUCGAGUCCUUUGCCGCCCAUCCCUUGAACCAAUGGAGCAUCAUCAGAGAGCCGUCGAUCCUGCAGUUUCUGGCUGAGCGCGUGGAACUGGACACCUCAUUCAGGAACCUCCUUCUUGUGGCCAUUGAGAACUCGAAAACGGAUGAUACGAUCAGCCUAGCAGCAGCGAACGCCAUCUCUAUCCUAGUCAGGGCAGGAACGCGAUUCAACGGCGCAGACCUACGAGGAAUCAGGAUUCCGGGAGCUGAUCUCUGUGGUGUCGAAUUAGAUUCUGCGAACCUCGAGGGAGCCGAUCUAAGUGGCGUCAACAUGACCAAAACGUGGCUUCGACAAGCGAACCUUGGCAGUACGCAGAUGUCAGGAGUUCAGUUUGGGGAGUUGCCACAUCUUGUGCUGGAGAAGAACAGGGUCGCUCGCAUCGUCUUCUCAUCUGAUGGAGGUCUCCUCGCGGUGUCGACAGAACGUUUGAUAGUGGUCGUUUUCGACACGGCGACAUGGACUAUUGUUGCAGCUCAUACUGGGGGAGUAGCCACUGACAUUUCGCCGACCACCCGCGAGCUUGCCAAAGGAGGCAAGGACAACUCCGUGGAACUCGUUGAUAUCCUGACCGGUGUACUUCGGCUUGCCUUGGUUGGCCACGACGAUGGUGCUACAUGCGUUUCCUUUUCACUCGACGGCACCCAGAUCGCCACUGCCAGCAAUGACACUACCGUGCGCAUCUGGUCGACAGUCUCUGGAGAUACCCUUCACACCCUUCGCGGCCACUCCGAAUCUGUCACUGGUGUUGCUUUUUCACCGAGCAACGUUCAGCUUGUAUCGUGUAGCAAGGACAAGACACUACGAACAUGGAACGCUCAGACAGGAGAGCCUCUGUUUAUAAUGAAUGGCCACACCGACCCUGUGCUAUGCGUAACAUAUUCUCCCGAUGGAAGCCAAAUUGCUUCAGGAGAUAGCAGCGAAGCAGCUGCACUAUGGAGCGCACACACAGGCCAGCUCCUUCAUGGUCUGAGCAGCUCGGUUGGGGUAGUUUCUGGUGUGGCGUUUUCUCUGGAUGGUCAUCAACUCGCGUCCUGCGGCGAGGACGGGACAGUUCACCUGUGGGACGUCUCUACUGGUGAGUGUAUCAACGUUCUUUCUGGACAUCUCUUUGGCGUCACCAGUGUCGCCUAUUCACCGACAGGAGGAUACAUUGCUUCAGGAUCAGUAGACGAAACUGUGCGAUUUUGGAAGGUUGAUGGAGCCUUGUCGGAUGCAGCAGAGUCAGGCGUCCAUGCCAAAGCGUGGCAUAAUGUCGACAUGUCGCCAGAUGGUGCGUGGAUUGUUAUUAGCAACAUUGAUGACGGUGCGGCACAGCUCUGGGAGACACAAACAGGAAAACCAGGAACGAUGUUGAAGGGUCAUACAGAAGCGGUUAACGAUGUUGCAUUUUCACCCUGCGGACAACGGAUCGUCUCGGCCAGUGAUGAUACAACUGUACGACUUUGGUGCGCCCGAACGGGAGCGUCUUUGCAGAUCCUUGAAGGUCACACAGUGUCUGCCGUCGGUGUCACUUUUUCACCCGAUAGUUCUCAGAUCGCUUCCACCAGCAAGGACAGGACCGUAAGGAUCUGGGACAUAGAGACCGGAGUGCCUGGUCGUAUCCUGGAGGGUCAUACGGACAUAGUUAGAGGAGCGACAUAUUCACCGAGCGGUCAUCAACUCGCUACUUGCAGUGAUGACAAGACCGUGCGACUAUGGUGCACCCAGACUGGAGAGCAACUCUUCAUCAUGGACCAUUCUGCAGAAGUAGACAGAGUGAUGUUUUCCCCCGAUGGACAAGAGCUCGUGUCAGUCUCGAUGUCGUAUAGUGAGCUUCGGUGCUGGGAUCCGCAAACUGGCGAGCGUCUUGAGAGACUGGACCUGGAGGCAAAACCCUACGGCGUGUUUUGCUGUUGCUCUUCACCCAUCAUCAAGGAGCAACAGCGACAGCGACUUGUCGUCACCUCUGGAACAGAUGGAAUCAUGCGUAUAUGGGAUCGAACUAAUUCAGGUCCUUGGUCUGAAGUCUUUCAAACCAAGAUCGGGAUCAACUUCAGGAUUCUAUGGAGGCAGAGCAGUUCUGGGGACUCGUACCUGGUCGCUUUGGGUGUUGGAUCUAUCCGUGUCUGGAGACUGGUAGAAUUGGAAGAAAACAAGUACGUCUUGCGACUAGUCUGGAGUAUGGGCAAGAAGGAGCUGUCGCUGGAGAAUGCAAACUUGAGUGGCGCAGUUGGAUUGAGCCCUGUCGAUCAAAAGUUAGCGGAGCAGCGUGCGGCUAUUAUUUAUCCAACCAAGAGUUAUUAG
This is a messenger RNA of Linnemannia hyalina, 5364 nucleotides long. NCBI's taxonomy places the organism in Eukaryota, Fungi, Mortierellomycota, Mortierellomycetes, Mortierellales, Mortierellaceae. The record is from the annotation of a GenBank genome assembly.